GGGCGGGGCGGGGCCCGGGCGCCCCCGACCUGGUGCUGACCGCCGCGGUCUGGACACCUUGAGUGGGCGUCGGGCUGGAUCCCCGGCUCCUUCCCAGCGCGGACACGCGCUUCCUCUUCCGCGUUCCCAGGCGUCCAGACCGGAGGGUCGCCACGAGUUCGGGGUUCCCGCGAGUCCUUAUCUCCGCGAGUUCCGAGUUUGAGCCUUCUCGGGGAGCCUGGCUGCUCCUGCCGCGCCCCGGGCACAGGGGGCAGAGGGCACGGGAAAAGGGGGAGGCUCCUGCGGGAAAAUGAGAAAGCCAGACGGGAAGAUCGUGCUUUUGGGGGACAUGAACGUGGGCAAGACGUCGCUGCUGCAGAGGUACAUGGAGCGGCGCUUCCCGGACACGGUCAGCACGGUGGGCGGCGCCUUCUACCUGAAGCAGUGGCGUUCCUACAACAUCUCCAUCUGGGACACUGCAGGGCGGGAGCAGUUCCAUGGCCUGGGCUCCAUGUACUGCCGGGGGGCGGCCGCCGUCAUCCUCACUUACGACGUGAACCACGCCCAGAGCCUGCUGGAGCUGGAGGACCGCUUCCUGGGCCUGACGGACACGGCCAGCGCCGACUGCCUCUUCGCCAUCGUGGGGAACAAGGUGGACCUGAGCGAGGAGGGGCCUGGGGACGGCGGCCAGGACGGAGGGCACGGUCCCGGGCCGGCCGGCGUUGGCGCCACGCCCAGGCUGCCCAAGCAGGUGCAACCAGAGGACGCGGUGGCCCUGUACAAAAAGAUCCUCAAGUACAAGAUGCUGGACGAGAAGGACGCGCCGGCCGCCGAGCAGAUGUGCUUCGAGACCAGCGCCAAGACCGGGCACAACGUGGACCUGCUGUUCGAAACCCUGUUUGACCUGGUGGUGCCUGUGAUCCUGCGGCAGAGGGCCCGGGGGCCCCCGCAGACCGUGGACAUCGCCCCCUGCGGGCCGCCCGCACGGACCAGAGCUGGGUGCUGCGCCUGACCCGCUGCAGGGGAGGCUAGGCCGUCUGUGGCCGGAGGAGCAGAGCCGGGGCGCGGCUCCAUGGACGUGCACACAGAGGACGUGGGGAGGCGGUGACCGCCAGUCACCUCGGGAAGGCCAGCGUGACUGUCCCCUCGUGUGCAUUGUUGCCGUGGGCGGUGGGGAGCCGGCGAUGGUCCUCGGAAGCCACCUGCAGAGCCCCGGCCGCCCUGUGCUGACAGCCCGGGCCUGGAGGAGGGCGUUCGCCUGUCCCGGCCCCUGUGUGGCUGUCACACGUCUCUCUUCACUGUGAUUUACCUUUGGUUUCUUCUUGAUGCAUCGUCAUGAUUGUUGAUAAAUGCUAAUUUAUACAAAAUCAGGAAUCACUUUUUAUACCAGCUGCAGCAUCGUGAGCCACUUGUAUUAUUAAAAUGAAUUUUGAGUAGAAA
Messenger RNA from Phacochoerus africanus (Common warthog), 1419 nucleotides. It is a transcript of the gene RAB20, whose product is annotated as RAB20, member RAS oncogene family. Gene Ontology annotation, biological process: intracellular protein transport. The transcript is spliced from 2 exons. The coding region runs from base 290 to 991 and encodes 233 amino acids. The record is from RefSeq and is a predicted model, not a curated record. Gene Ontology annotation, cellular component: endomembrane system. Gene Ontology annotation, molecular function: GTPase activity; GTP binding. NCBI's taxonomy places the organism in Eukaryota, Metazoa, Chordata, Mammalia, Artiodactyla, Suidae.